AUGUUGGGUAUUGAUUUCUCAUUAGAUUGGGAUAAAGCUGAUUCUACAGUUGUUGGAUUAUCAAAUAUGGAUGAAUUUGAUGAUGUGGUUUCAAUUUUUAAUAGAGUUAUGGCUAGGAAGAAUGGUGAAAAAGAUCAUUGUUUAUCUGAUCUGGAGAUUAAGGUUUACGAAAAAAUUAAUCAAUUGCUUUCGCCAUAUCAUAAUUGGGAGUGGGAAUCUCCACCACCACCAUCUAUUACCCUUUGA
Entrophospora sp. SA101 is the source of this 246-nucleotide messenger RNA. Lineage: Eukaryota; Fungi; Glomeromycota; Glomeromycetes; Entrophosporales; Entrophosporaceae. The record is from the annotation of a GenBank genome assembly.